Acanthamoeba castellanii str. Neff is the source of this 756-nucleotide messenger RNA. RefSeq lists its product as uncharacterized. NCBI's taxonomy places the organism in Eukaryota, Discosea, Longamoebia, Acanthamoebidae. Bases 1 to 756 code for a protein of 251 amino acids. The transcript is spliced from 2 exons. The record is from RefSeq and is a predicted model, not a curated record.
AUGGAGCAGAUGCGAGCCGAUAUGGAGUCUCUGCGCGAGCAGUGGAGCGAAAUACAAGCCCGAGCCGCCAGCGUCUAUGCCGAUGCGGCCUCCCUGAGGCAGCAGAUCAAUGACCUGGAGGAGCGCCUGAUCGAAGCCGCCAAACGCGGCGACGCGGCCCAUAUAGAGAGCCUGUCUGCUCAAUUGCACCCGCUAGAGACUAUUGCGCUGCACCACAGCCCUCCGUCGGUGGGCAUGCUCGUCAAAGGCGGCCCAAUGUACUUUGCCAUGCAGGAUAUUGCCACCGGCGCCGAGCCGCAUGCCCUGGUCGGCUCUGGCGCUUACAAGGCGGCUCAUCGCGCCACCAUCGCUGCUCUCAAGUCUGUCAUCGAGCGUGUCGUCAAGGCGCAAUACACGGCCCAGGUGAGCACAGAGACUCACCGAGACCGGGUGCCCCCAAACGCCGACUAUGAAUGCCUGCACGACGAAUGUGUAAGAGUGCUCGACACAGACGGCCACACGUGGAGAGCGAUCGAGUCGUGGGAGCUGGCCAACGACUAUCUAAGCCGCUACGGCCGAAAGGGCAAAUUUGACGUCCAGGACGAAUACCUCGCCUGGGUCAAUGCGCUCAAGGGCAAGCGCACCAGCGACCGCCACAUCGAGCGGACUCUGUAUGGCCUGUGCGCUGUGGCGACGGUAAGCGAAGAGGCCUGGCUGGUAUACUUUAAGCCGACAAGCCACGGCGACGACAACGACAGAGACGACAAGCGACAAUAG